This is a messenger RNA of Papaver somniferum (opium poppy), 1146 nucleotides long. RefSeq names its product transcription termination factor MTERF4, chloroplastic-like. The record is from RefSeq and is a predicted model, not a curated record. Gene Ontology annotation, molecular function: double-stranded DNA binding. The transcript has 2 exons. Gene Ontology annotation, cellular component: chloroplast. Bases 1 to 1146 code for a protein of 381 amino acids. Gene Ontology annotation, biological process: regulation of DNA-templated transcription; chloroplast organization. Lineage: Eukaryota; Viridiplantae; Streptophyta; Magnoliopsida; Ranunculales; Papaveraceae.
AUGUAUACUCUGUCUAAAAACAUUCAUCUUUUGAGUGGAAGAAAUAGUUUCAUCAACUCAUUUAGUCUCAAAAAAGACAAACUAAUUCCAACCAAAAUCAACUCAACAGAUAUAAAUAAUGUUCCAGAUUUUCUGAAGCAGAAUGGGUUCUCUGAUUCUUACAUUAACAGUAUCAUUUCAAGGUACCCCAGAUUGAUUUCAACAAAAGUUAAAACCCUUCAACCUAAAUUUACUCUUCUUCAAGAGCUGGGUUUAUCCAGUUCUGAUAUUACUGACCUCAUUCACAAAAACCCAUCCAUUCUUGCAUACAGUAUUGAUACAACUCUUUUACCCAAUAUAAACUUUCUGCAGUCAUAUUUUCAUUCUAAUUCCAAUAUUGUUAAGGCUCUCAAGAAAAGUAAUUGGCUACUUACUAUGGACCUUCCAAAGAUAAUUGGUGCUAAUGUCGAGAUUUUAAGUGAAUGUGGUGUUCGUGAUGAAAGGAUUUCAAGUUUUAUGUUACAGUAUCCAAGGUUUUUCACACUAAAAGCAGACCAGAUGAAAAAUAAUGUAUCCCGGGCAGAGAAAUUCGGGUUCAAGAAGGGUUCUGGAAUGUUUAUUCAUGCUUUAUUUGUGUUAAGUUGCAUGAACGAAGCUACUGUUAAAGCGAAAUUUGAAAUGUUUGAGAGGUAUGGUUGGUCGGAGUCAGAUAUUGUAUCUGCAUUUAAAAAGUCUCCCUAUUGCUUGGGGGUUUCUGAGCAGAAAGUGAAAGCCGUUGCGGAUUUCUUUAUAGAGGAGCUUGGUUACAGCCAUACGGAUAUUUCAUCGAAGCCGACAUUGUUUAGCUAUAGCUUGGAGAAGAGGGUGAAACCACGGUAUGAGGUAUUGAAGAUAUUGAAAUCCAAGCGGUUGGUGAAGUCAACACUAAGUUUACUAUCAGUUAUGGACAUACCAGAGAAGAAAUUUCUGGAGAGGUUUGUCCUUAUGAGGUUAAGGUUUUUCACACUCGGUAACAACACUGGAACAGAACAGGUACAUAUAAUAUGCAUUGUCUGGAGUUAUCCAUUCAUACCUGUUAAGGCAGUACAACAAGAAACAAGUCGGACAGCACAAGAUCAGAAGCAUAAGCUAAAACUAACAGUUAUCAUGUUGGCAUCCAACAACUAG